AUGGAAAGGAGAUAUUAUCGUGAGAGAAACGAUAAGAUAUAUAAAAAAGUAAACAUUGAAGAUAUAUUAAAAUUCAUAAAUAAUGAGGAAUAUGAAAUUAAGGAUAAUAUUUUUCUGAUUCUUUAUGUAUGUAACAAUCUUGAGGAGGGUCAUCUAAGUUAUAUAUAUGACGAUGUACUUAUUUUAUAUCUCAAAUUAUUACCCCUGUUUGAAAAGGAAUUAGUAAAAAAAAUCGAUGAUAUAAAUAUACAACAUAAAAACAAGAAACAUAUUUAUAAUAAUAAUAAUAACUUACAGGAUGAAUAUUUCAUAAGAAUGAAAAGAACAAUUUUGAAAUAUAAUUAUAUUAUUUUACAUUUGACCUAUUUUAUAAGUUUAAAAAAAAAGAAAGAAAAAAAUGAAACCUUAAAAUUGUUCUUGUAUUAUAUACAUAUGUUGACAUUUUUAUCAUUAAAAAAAUAUAUAGAAAUAAGAAAUAUUAUAGAUAUAUAUAACACUCAAAGUGAGAAUAAAAUAAAGGAUAUUAAUUAUAUAAAUAAUAAUAAUUAUAUAAAUAAUAUUAAUUAUAUAAAUAAUAUGUCUAUAUAUAAAAAUAAGAAACAAACGAGUAAUAUACAAAAUUUUUUUAUUAAAAGCCACAAGUCUACAAACACUUAUGAGAAUCAAAAAAAGGUUGAAUUAUUUUAUUUGUCUUAUAUAAAUAUUUUAUUAUCAUUUCUAAUAUAUAUAUAUAAAUAUAAAAUAUGUAACAUUAUAUUAAGUGAGAAAGAAUUUAUUCACAUUUCUAAAUAUACUAUAUAUAUUAUUUUAUUAUUUAAUCAUAUAAAAAAAAGAAAUAUGGACAUAGAAAAAGAUUUUGUAAAUUUUUAUGAUUAUGUAUAUGAAUUAAUAGUUAUUUUCUUAGAUAAAUAUAAUAAUUAUUAUUAUAAUGUAUAUAAAAAAAAUAAUAAUAAUAAUGAGAAAAAAAUAUAUAUUUGUUUGUAUUAUAAAAAUUUCAUAUUCUUUUUAUUCUCUUAUUUAGAGAGAUGUAAGAUUCUGAAAUAUAUAGAGAACUACAUUGUAAGUAAGAAGAAAAAUAUUUUUUAUAACAUGACGUUAUUAAAUAUAAUCAGUAAUACUGUUCAUAUGCAUUUUCUUAAUAAUUCUUUAUACAAUAAGAAGGAGGACGACGAUUAUAUUAAUUUAUUUUUUUUUCAAUUAAAACAUGAACAUAUGAAAGAAAAAAAUAAAGAAACUGAUAAGAUAAGUAUGCAUAAUUUAUGUGACGUCAACACAAUAUCUGAUAGUAUUAAUAUCAAUAAUAUCAAUGAUAUCAAUAAUAAUAAUGAUGAUAAUAUUAUAAAUGUUAAUUAUUUUAAUAUAAAUAAUUUAUUAUUUUUGAAAUUAUUAAAUAUAUGUGAAUUAUUAUUAAUUAAGAAAAGAAAAAAAAAAAAUAUAUAUCAAAAUAAUAUUGAAUAUUAUAAUAUAAAUAAAAAUAGAGAUGAUAUAUAUUUAUCUAUAUACAUAUAUCAAAAUAUUAUUACUAUAACAAAGAAGACAAUUGAAUAUAUGAUGUGUUUUUUUAGAAAUGAAGAAGAUAGAAAUAUAAACAUAUGUAAUAAUAUAUAUAUAUCUUAUAGAUUAUUUUAUUUGUUUGAAUUUUAUUUUAAUAUUAUAGUAUAUAUAUUAAAUCUAAAAUAUAAGAACAUUAAUAUUGAUAAUAAAAAGAGUAGUAAGCUAAAUAUUAUAAAUAAUUGUAAGCAUAAUAAUAAUUUUUAUAUUAAAUAUUUUUUUGAAUAUGCCUUAUAUUAUAUAUAUGAAAUUUAUAUAUUGAUAAUAUUAUUAUUCCGAUGCACACAAAUAUUUGAUGAUAUUCUUAAUCAGAAUAAGGAUAAUAUGUUUGAGUUUUUAAAAAAAAUAAUGUAUAUCUUUAACUUGUUACAUAUUCAUAAUAAAAAGUUGAAUCAAUUUUUAAAAAAUAUUGAUAAUGUUUGUAAUAGAAAAUAUAAUAAUAUAAUGGUUAUCAUAAAAAAUGUGAAUACAUAUAGAACUACUCAAUAUUGUGAAUAUGAAAGAAAUGAUAUAAAUGAAAGAAAUGAUAUAAAUGAUAUAAAUGAAAGAAAUGAUAUAAAUGAUAUAAAUGAUAUAAAUGAUAUAAAUAAAAGUGAUAUGCUUAUAGAUCCAAAAAAAAGAAGUUAUACUGUAGAUAAUAAAAUAUUACAUGAAUAUAAAAAUAACAUUAACAUAUUUUAUAAUAAGGACAGAGGUUUUUAUAUAAACAUAAAUAGUUAUAUUAAAUAUAUAUACAAAUUUUAUAAUGAAAAAAAUAUCGAUUUGUUUUUAAAUUAUAGAAGAACAAAAAGAAUAAGUCCUAUAAAAAUAGAAAAGGAUAAUAAAAUGAAAAUAUGUCCUCUGAAUAAUUACAAUAAUAAAAACAAUAUGAUGAUGAUUAAUAUAAAUAAUUUUAAUGUUAAUUAUUAUUAUAAGAAAAGAAGAAGAGAUGAAUAUUAUAGAAAAAUAUAUUUUCAUUUUAUUAUUAAUUAUAUGUUAAAAAAAUAUAAAGAAAAUAAAAUAUAUAUACCUAAUUGUAAUCAUUGUAAGAAUUUUUUACAGAUAUAUAUUAACAAGUUACAUUAUUUUGGCAAUAACAUAUUUAAUACUAAACAUAUUUUUAAUAAUAAUAUUUAUACAUUUAUUAAAAUGAAUGUUAAUAAAAAAAAAAAAAAUCAAUCAUUAGAACAUUUGAUAACUUCUAAAAAGAGAUUUCUUAUGGGGUCUCGAAGAAGCAUGAAUGAAAGAAUGAGUACUGUUGGAUAUAAUAUUUAUGAAAGAAUAAACAACAACAAAUAUGAUAAUAAUAAUAAUAAUAAUAAUAAUAAUAAUAAUAAUAAUAUAUGUGAUAAUAAUAAUAAAUGUGAUAAUAAUAAUAUUAAAUGUGAUGAUAAUAAAAGUUUCAAUUCACAAUGCAACUUGUAUAACAAAAUAUAUAAUAAUCAAAAUGAUUAUAUGGAACAUGAAAAUAUUUAUUUCAAUUUUUUAUUUAAUCUACAUUAUCUUCAUAAUUUAAAUGAUCAUAUGAAUGAAUAUUUUAUAUUGAAAAAGAAAAGAAAUAAAACAAAAGGAUUUUUUUCUAUAUCUUUAAAUAUAAAAGAACGAUUAUUAGGAAGAAGUAAGAAUAACAAAUGUGAUAAAGAUAAAAAAUAUAAUAAUAUCAAACAAUUGUGUGAUAUUCAUAUGAAUGGUAAUAAUUUAUGUGAUUCUAUCAACAAAGAGAAACAAAAUGUAGAAGGUAUUAGAAAUAUAGAAAAUAUUAAAAGUAUUAAAAAUAUUAAAAGUAUUAAAAGUAUUAAAAGUAUUCAAAAUAUUAAAAGUAUUAAAAAUAUUCAAAAUUGUAAUUUUAAAAAAAUGUCCGAUUCUACUAUAAAAGAUGAAGAUAUUCUUUAUUUCUUAUUUAUUAAUUAUAAUUAUUGUAUAUUAAAUUAUAAAAAUAAUAAAAAAUUAAAACUGUUUCUAUUACAGAUUCUUGAAAUAUUUGAAUCAUUAAUAAGUUAUAUGAAUAUAUAUGAAUAUAUAUGUGCAUUUCUAUUAUUUCUUAUAUCUUAUAUUGAGAGAAGACCAAUAGAAUAUUUGUAUCUCUCAGAAAUUUUUGAUAUUACAUAUGAUGAGGAAUACAUGAGACCAUAUUCGAAGGAAAACCAAAAUAAUAAUAAUAAUAAUAAUAUUAAUUGUAAUAAUAAUGUAAUAAAUCAGUUUAAUCAAUGGGGAAACAAAAAAGAAAUUAUAAAAAAUACAAAAAAUUUAGAGUGUGAUUCAGUUUGUUUUAAUUCUAAUGAGAAUCAUUUAUUAAAAGAUAAUAUAAAAAAAAAAAAGAAAAAAAAAAAAAAAUUGGAAGAAAGUUUAAAUGUGAAUAAUAUAUUAUUUAAUAAUAUCAAAAUAAAUGAAUAUGAUUAUAUAGAAAAAGAAGUAUUACAUUAUAUGUCUUUUAUAAAAGAAACUCGAAAUAAUGAUGAUAAGAAUCACAUUUUGAAUUUACGUUAUAGUAUAUUUUAUAAAAAUAAGAUGAUAAUAAAAAUAUUUUUAGAAAUUAUUGAAAAAAUAAAAUUAUUUUUAUGUUGUAAUGUUUUUGAUUAUUUGUAUGAAAAUAAAAGUAUAUAUGAAAAAUAUAUAAGUUUGCUUUCUUCUUAUUUUUUUAAAUUUUAUUUUGUAUUAAUGCAUGAAGAAAUAUAUUAUAAUAAGAACAAAAAUAAUAAGAAUAAUUGUAGGAUGUAUAAUGAUAUAGAAAGUGAUAUGAACUUUAUAGAUGCUAAUAGAAGGAUUAAGAAAGACUACAAGAAGGAUAAUCAUCAUAAUAAUGAAAAUAUGUGUUCAUUUUAUAAAAGUAUUAUGAUUAUAAAAAAUAAAGUCAUUGAAAUAACUCCUAUAUUGUCAAUAAAAUAUUUAAAUCAAUGUAAUUUGAAUAAUAUAUGCAAGCAUGAUAUAUUGUUUGGUUUGAAGGAUAAAAAUUGUAAGAUAAAUAAUAAAAACAGUAAACAUACAAAUAAUAAUAUUAAUAAUAAUAAUAAUAAUAAUAUUAAUAAUAAUAAUAAUAAUAAUAUUAUUAAUAAUGGUCAUAAUAAUUGUCAUAAUAAUUGUGGAUGCCAUAUCCACUUUGAUUGUUAUAAUAUUUUAAGUGAGGAUAAUUUAAAAAAAUUAUAUAUUUUUAUCAUUUAUUAUAUUGAAGGUAUAAGAAAAAAGGAAAACAUAUUAUAUAGCUUAUAUUUAUUAAUUGAUAAGAAUAUAUAUAGAGAUAAAUAUUUACAUAAACAUAUAAAGAAUUUAAUUAGAUUUAAAAUCUAUACAUAUACAAAUGAAAUGAACAAUUUUGAUGAUUAUGAUAUGAUAUAUUCAACAUAUUUUGUAUUAAUGAAUAUAAUGAAUUAUAAUAAAAUGAUUAGAAAUUAUUUAUAUUAUAUAUUUGAUAAUAUAUGUAAGAUAAAAUUAAAUAUUAUUUUUGACAAGUCUUAUUUAUUUUGUUUUUUAAAAAAUCUAGAAAAAAGUAGUUAUGAUUAUGCUUAUAUGAAAAUAUUAUAUGAUGAAAAAAAUAUUAUAAAAAAUGAAAUAGAUAAGAAAAAAAAUAAAAUGAUAAAAAUUAUUUAUAAAGUUAAUUUAUAUGUAACUAUAAAUUAUUUAUUAUAUUUUAAAAUUCUGAAUUCAUGUAAAUUAUAUUUAUAUUUAUAUUCUUACUUUUAUUAUGAAUUCUAUAUUUAUUCUUUUAAAAAAUAUAUAAAGAAAUAUAAUAUCUAUUUUUAUUUUGACCGUAUCAAAAAAUAUGUUCCUUCCAAUAUUUAUAUUAAAAAUAUUAAAAAUAUAAAAAAUAUAAAAAAUAUAAAAAAUAAAAUAAAAAAAAAUAGUCAAAUGGAAAGGAAUCAUCAAGAUGUUAUAAAUAAAAUGAUUAUAUCGAAGGAUAUUAAAAAUGAGUUAAAGAUGAAGGAGUUAAAGAUGAAGAAUAUGAAAAUGAAGAAAGAAAAAAAAAGCAUACACACUAGUAAUAUAAUCAAUGAUCAUAUAAGUGUUAAUAAUGAAUAUAAUAUACAACAUAAUAAAAAGGUAGUGAAUAAAAAUAUAAAGACAAUAAAUAAAUAUAAAAAGAACUCAACCUUUUUCUUAACCGAAAAUAAUAAUAAAUUGAAUGAAUUUUUUGAUAUAAUACAAAAUAAUAAUUAUAAUAAUAAAAAUAAUGAUAAUCUAGAAAAUAAUGUUAAUUAUAUGAAAAUAUUAAGAAAGGCUAAAGCUAGUAAUACGUAUAUUUAUAAUAUAUAUGAUAUAAAAAUAAAUAAUAAGAUAAUAUAUAAUAAAAAAUAUUUUAAAGAAUAUAUAAAUAUUAUUAAUUUUGUUAUAUGUAUAUUUUUAAGUACUAAUAUUAAUAAUUUAAAUAUGAGUAUUUUAAAUCAUAAUUAUAUUUAUUUUAUAUCAAAAAUUAUUAAAAAAAAUUUCAAAUUUUAUUUUUUCUAUUUUUAUUAUAAUAUAUUUAAAAAUAAACAAAUAUCAAAUAGAUAUAAAAAUAUUUAUAAUAUGAAUUUCGAUGUAAUAUUAAAUAAUAAUCUACAGAAUUAUUUAUCUAUAUCAAAAAUUAAUAUCAAAAAUAAAUAUAUAUAUGUUUUAUAUACACUCUCAUGUAUUUUAUCAGUUUAUAAUUUCCAUUAUUCUUUAUUCAAUUAUUAUUUUUUCUUCUUUUAUAAAUAUAUUAAAAUAUUAUCAAAAUUCUCAGUAAAGUCAGUUACUAUAUGUACCUUUAUGAUUGACACUUGUUUAUCAGCUCCAUUGGAUGUAUUAAAUAAAGAGAAGCAGAAUAUAAAACAGAAUAAAAUAUAUAAAAAUAUUCAUUAUAAGAAUGAUACAUAUAAACAUACAUAUAAUAAUAAAAAGAAUAUGUCUGGAACGCAAAAACUAUAUUUAUUUAAUAAUUAUAAGAAAGACAAAAAAAUAAAGACAAAAAAAACAUAUGAAGAAGAAGGUUUUUGUUGUUGGGAUAUAUUAAUGAUAAAAUAUUAUAUGAGAAAAUAUGUAAGAUUAGAAUUUAUAAAUAUAGAUAAUAUAUUAAGAAAUAAAAUAUUAUCAAAUAUAAAAAUAUUAGAUAUGUAUGUAAAAUAUAUUAAUAAUACAAUAUUAUUAUAUAUAUUUGUUAAUUUUUUAAUAUAUAUAUAUAAAAAUAUGACAAUAAUAAAAAAGAACAAAAAAAGGAAUUUAAAAAAAGAAAGAAAAAUUUUAAAUAUAAUAAAAUAUAAAUUAAAUAUUUUAGAAACAUAUAAAUAUUAUUUAUUGAAAAUUAUUAUUGAUAUAUAUUUAUUAAAUAUAUCUUAUUUAUGUAAUUAUAUAAUCAUAGCCUUAGAAUUCUUUUUUAUUUUUGGAGAUGCUUUAUUUUCUUUAAAUUGUUAUAAUCAUAAUUUAUUGACAGAUGUGAAAUUUUCAUAUAGAAUCCAAUUUCAAUAUUUUAUAAAUAAUUUUUUUAAUAAAUUGCAAAAUGUAAAUACAUUGUAUCAUCUUAAUUUUUAUAAAAGUUCCAAUUUGUAUUUUCAUGAUUAUAAAAAGAACAAAAAAAUCAACAACAAAAACAAUAAUAAUAAUAACAAUAAUAAUAAUAAUAACAAUAAUAAUAAGAAGAACCAUUUUAAUGAUUCAAAAAAUGAAAGAGAAAUGUGUAAAAGUAAUUUUUAUCUCAAAACAGAUAAACAGGAAGAUAUUAUAGAUCAGAAUAAAGAUAUAUCAUCUAACAACAAUAUGAUUCUGUUUGAUGAUAAGAAAAAGAAAGAAAGUAUUUGUUCAAAUAGUUUUGAUCCAUCUAAUUCGUUUUAUUUAGAUAAAUCUAAUAAUACAGAUAAUAAUUUUAAUUUUAAUGAUGAUGAUGAAAUUAGUAAUCCAGAUGAAUAUAUUUAUAAAGAUUCUUUUAUAGAAUUAAAAAGUAUUUUAAAAAAAAAAAUGAAAGAAUAUAUUAUUAAUUAUUAUAAUAAAAGUAUUAAAAAUAUAUAUUAUCUUUUCAUAUGCUUUAAAGAUAUAAAUAAUAUUAUAUUAUUUUUAAAUUUAUAUAUUAAUAAAAAUACAGACUUGAAAGAUAAAUAUAAUAAUAUAUACAUUCAGAGUAUAAAUAAUAUAUAUUUAUAUAAUUGUAAAUUAUUAAAAAUUAAUUAUAAUUUUAUAUGUAUUUUAUAUUUAAGUUUGAUAUAUAUAUAUAAUUAUAUUGGCAACUUUUUCCAUUCUUAUAAUCAUUUUAUUGAUUUGUAUUCAAAAUAUAAAUAUAAUUAUUUUAUGUAUACAAAUAAAAGAAAUAAUUUUUUUAAUUUUUAUAAUAUAUAUACAUAUUUAAAUAGAAGUAAAAAUAUGUUGGAUCCUCACAUGUAUCUGACAAAAAAUAAAAACAACAAUAAUGAUAAUAAUAAUGAUAAUAAUAAUAAUAAUAAUAUGUAUCAUUAUAAUUAUAUGUAUCAUUAUAAUAACAAUAUUGGUUGUAGUAGUUUAUAUGAUCAAGUUAGAAACAUAUGUAUUAGACACAUUUAUGAUUUUAAUAAAAUAUUAUUACAGAAGAGUUUUUUAUUCCUUUCUUUCUUUUUCUAUAAUUAUAAAAAUAUACUUCCAGAUAUAUAUUGUUAUAAUUGCAUACAUAAAUAUUGUACAGGUCCUCAAGAUGAGAGAGAUUCUUUAAAUGUUGAUACUUCCAAAAUUUAUGAAGACAACAGAGGAGAUAAGAAAAAAAUGAGAUUCAAAAAAAAAAAGUCAAUAAAUAAUAAUAUGAUAAUACAUAUAAAUGAUAAUAAAGAAAAUAAUAUUACAUCAACGUCAUUAAAAAUGUUUGAGAAUCAUGAAUCUAAAAAGAAUAUUGAACAUAAUAAUAUGAGGCAUACAGAUCAAUUAUCAUCAAAUAAUUGUUACAUUGUAGAUGCUAAUAAAAUCCAGAUGAAUAAAAGUUCAAAUAAUCUUUUAUCAUAUUUUAAAAGAAAAAUGAAUAUAUUUAAAAAAAAAAAUAAAAAUGAUUUAAGUAAUACACUCAAUAGUAGUUGUCAUAUAAUACAUGAUGAUAAUAGAAAUGUCGAUGAUUCUUCAUAUAGGAUAUUAAAAAAAACACACAAAGAAAAACAAAAGAAAAAAGAAUAUGAAAUGAAAGAAUAUGAAAUGAAAGAAUAUGAAAUGAAAGAUUAUGAUAAAAUCGAUUCGCAUGAUAUAGAUAAUAGUAUGAAGAAAAAAGAAAAAAAGAAAAAAAAAAAAAAAAUCGAAAAAGAUGAUAAUACAAUUACUGUUAUAAAAAAAAGUGUAGAUUUAUUUGUAGAUAGUAGUAGACAUAGCAAUGAUGAUAUAAUUAAAAAGAAGAAGAACAAAAAAACUUUUAAUAGAAAAAAGAAAAAGAAGAAGAAGAAAAAAAAAAAAAGAACAACAGAACAUACAAAAGAAGAAAGAGAUAUAGAAUAUGAUAGUGAUAAAGAAGAAGAUUUUUCUUUAUUUAAAGAUAAGGAAGGAGAUAUGGUUUUAAUAAAUGCAUAUAAAUAUAUGUUAAAUUAUAAAAAGAAAAAUAAAAAAAGAAUAUAUGAUUAUAAUUUAAAAGAAUAUUUAAAUUGUAUGUGUAUUAAUAAAUAUAUAUAUAUUUGUAAUUUAAUAUAUAAUUGUUUAAUAUAUAUAUUACAAAUAAAAUAUACAUAUAAUAAAAAAAAGAAAAAAAAAAAAAUUACUUUAUUUUCAUCUAUUGGUGGAUUCCAAAAAAUUAAAAAAUCAUUUUCUUUAUCAACUGAUGGUAUUAAUAAAAAUUAUAUUGUUAUUAAUACAAAACAUUUAUUAAAUUUAGAUUUUGUAAUUCUAAAUAUUUUAAGUUUAAUAGAAAAUAUAUAUAUUAAUCUAUAUAAGAGUAAAUUAUUUACAGAUAUGUGUAUAUUUAAUAAUAUCAAAUAUAUAUGCUUAGAAAAUAAAGAAUUAAAAAAAAAGGAUAAAGACUUAAAUCAAAAGAAAACCAAAAAAAUUAAACAAGUUUAUGUAAGACAUGAAAAAAAAAAAAAAAUUAUUAAUGACAAUGAAGAAAAAAUAUCUCAUGGUUAUUAUGAAAGUGAUUUAGAUUAUUAUUUAUCAGAUGCUUUAUAUUCAUCAGGAAGUGUGUAUAAUAUACCUUUAUAUAAUAGAAGAGAGACCAAAAAAUAUGUAAAGGAUUUUAAAAAUUAUGAUAAUAAAAAUAAAAAUGAUGAUAAUUAUAAUAAAAAUGAUGAUAAUUAUAAUAAAAGUGAUGAUGAUUAUAAUAAAAGUGAUGAUAAUUAUAAUAAAAGUGAUGAUAAUAAAAGUUAUGAUAAUUAUAAUAAAAAUGAUGAUAACAUUAAAUUAAUGUUGUCAAAUUAUAAUUUAAAAAAAUAUAAUAAAUAUACAGACAAGAAUCAUCAUGAUGAUAAUAAAUAUGAACAGUUUUCAAACACAUCCAAUAUAAAACAUAAAAAUUAUUCUACAUUUAUUCAUUGUGAAAAAAAUAAAGAACAUACAAGACGUAGUAGUUUAAUGAAUGAAUAUUAUAUUCCAAAAAAAAAAAAAAAAAAAGGAUACAAAUUUUCAGUAAAUGUAAAGGCUAUUUCAAUUAAUGACAAGAGGAAUGAGAAAAUUUUGAAUAUCCAUCCUAAUAAUCAGAACGAAGAAUUUGAUAAUUUAUUAUCAAAUAAAAAAAUAAAAAAAAAAAAUAAUAAGAUAAUUAAAAAAAGCAAAAAGAAAAAAACGUUAAAUGAUAUAUCGUUAAUAAAUUUUGAGAAUUAUAAAAUAUUAAGAGAUAAUUAUAAAAACAAACUUAAUAAAAAAUUAAAGAAGAAAAAAAAAGAAUUGUAUUAUUAUAAAAAUAUAUAUUAUAAUGUAAAUAAAAAAAAAAGUAUUUAUAAUAAAAAAAGUAGAUGGAACAAAUUUGUAUCAAAUAUUUUAUUUUUUAGACAUAAAAAAAAAAAUAAUCGUCAAAAUAAUAAGAGUGGUACUAUUAACAAUAAUAAUAAUAAAAUAAUAAAUUACAACAAGAAUAAUAAGAAGAACAGAAAUAAUAAUUUAGAUAAUUAUAAGAAGAACACAUUAAAUGAAAAUAUACGUAUUAAUAAUUUAUUUGUUAAAUACAAAUCGAAAACCAUGAAAAAUAAAAAUAUAAACAAAUUAUUAAAACUCGAUACAGACAAAGAAGAAAGUAUAGAAAGAAUAAAACAUUUAUUUAUAACAUUUAAUUAUAAUAAAGAAAAGAAAAUUAAUAAUUAUAUACAUAAUAUAUUUACAUAUACUUCAUUAUAUUCAAAUUUUAAUAUUUGUCCAAAAAAAAAUAUAGAUAUAUUAAAUUAUCAUAUAAAAGUAAGAAGAAGUUUAUUAAAAUUAUUAUAUUCAAUAUAUUAUAGACAUAAUUUAUCAGUAAUAUAUAAAAUAUAUAAAAAGAUAGAAUAUAUAUAUACAUAUUUAAAUAUAUCUUUUUAUAAUAAUUUAUAUGAAUUCGAUAUGAAAGAUAUAAAUAAUAAUAUUGAUAUAUAUUCAUUAUUUCUUAUAAUUAAAUAUUUAAAAUAUCAUAUAUAUAGUAAUGAGAAUUUAUUUAAUACAUUUAUUGUAAAUAUUAUAAAUUAUAUAAAUACAAAUAUUCAUAAAUUUACUAAUUUUUUAUGUAUGUAUGAUUAUUCAGAUUUAUUAAAUAUACUUAAUCAUUAUAUUAUAAAUAUUGAUAUAAAUAAUAAAUUGACAUUUAAUAAAUAUAAUUUAUAUCUAUUAAGGAAAAAUAAAAUAACAUAUGUGCCUAUAUCAAAUAUAUUAUUUUUGCAUUGUAAUCAAUUCCGUUUAAAUGAUAUAAUAAAAAUUUUAUAUAGUCAUCCUCAAUAUACUCUAUUUUUAAAGAGUAUAGCAAUAAAUAAUUUAUUAUAUUUAUAUAAGAAAAAUACUAUAACAAAUACUAUGUAUUUACAACUAUUUGAAUAUUUAAAAGUGGAUUUAGGGAAUAGAAUAUUUUUCUUUAUAAUUUUCUUUUCAUUUCAUUCUUUUCAGUUUUUAUAUCAGUUUUUUAUGAACAUGCAAAGUUAUAUAAGAAAUGAAUAUAUUGGAAAAAAUGAAUUAUUUUAUUUUAAUAGUCAUAAUAAUUUAAAAAAAACACAAACAGAAAAUAAAAAUAUUCUAUAUAAAUAUCAACAAACAGAAGACAAAUCAUUAGAAUUAACUUUAAAUAUAAAUCAUGAUAAUAAUAAAGAAAAUAAUAUUUUAUGUAUAUCUGAAAAUAAUAGGAUGGAUGAUAUAUUAUUUAAGAAUCAAUUAUUUGUUAAAAAAACAAACAUUUUUAAAGAAUUCUUACUUUUUUUCAUGGGUAAGAAAAAUAAUUUAUUAUUAUUAAAUGAUUAUAAAGAUAAGAAAAAUAUUAACAGAAACAAUAAUAAUAAUAAUAAUAAUAAUAAUAAUUAUAAUAAUAAUUAUAACAAUAAUAAUAUGAAUAUUAAUAAUUUCAUUUUUUAUAAAUAUCAAGGCUAUGUAAAAAAAACACAUGUCUUAUCAUUAAAAUGUUCACUUAUUAAAAAAUUAUUCUUAGAAAAUUUACAUGAUAAAUAUAAAAAUAUGUUAUUUGAAUCUUGUUUUUUUCAUAAUACAAUAUUCUGUAUAAGUCAACAAGCAUCAAAACUUAAUAAAGAUAUACAAAUGGAUUAUGUCAAAAUGGAAAUUCAAAACUUAAUAAAUAAUACUAAUAUUCAUAAAUUAAAAUUAUUAACAAAUAAUAAUAUGGUUAAAGAUAUUUCAGAUAAUAUCAGAAUAUUAAUGUCUGCUACACGUUCUCCUCUUUUUUUAACAUUCAAAACGAUUUCUCCUAAUUUAAAUCAAUUAUUAUAUGUCCAUCCUUUUGUUCGAAAUAAUAACAUAAAUACAAAUUUUAAUAAUACUGAUCAAAUAAAUAUGUAUAUGACGAAUAGUCAAUUGAAUAGCCAACAUAAUGACAAACAAAUUGUAAAUAAUUUGUCAUUUAUUAAUACUCAAGAAUUUACUCAAACAAAUCAAUAUAUAAAUGAUAUAAAAUGUAAUUCGUGUUCAAAUGGUAUAAAUAUGGAUGAAAAUGAGGGAAAUAUAAUAAAUGAAGGGAAUAAAAAUGAAGGGAAUAAAAAUGAAGGAGAUAUAAUAAAUGAAGGGAAUAAAAAUGAAGGAGAUAUAAUAAAUAACCUGAAUAAUAAUAAAGUACAUAUAAUAAAUGACCUGAAUAAUAACAAAGUACAUAUAAUAAAUAACCUGAAUAAUAACAAAGUACAUAUAAUAAAUAACCUGAACUGUUCAGGUAAAAUAAUGGAAGCAAAUAAAAUGAAUGAAAAAGACGGCAAAAAUGAAGAAAUGGGAAAAAUGUUUGAAGAUAUAUCAUAUAUAUAUAAAGUAAAUGAUGAUGUAAGACAAGAUAAAUUGGUACUUAAUAAUGAUGAUAAGAGGAAGUUUUCUUUUUCUUUUAGUUUGUUUAAGAAAAAGAAGCAAGAUAAAAAUAUUUAUAAUAAAGAGAAAAAUAAUAUUGUCCCAAAUGUUAAUAUUAACAAUGAUGAUAAGAUUAUUAUUAAUAAUAAUAAUAAUAAUAAUAAUGAUGAUGGGGAGGAGGAUAUUAUUCCGAAUGAUACUUUGUUAAGUGCUGAAAACAGUAAUAUUCAUAAAAAUGAAAAUCAAAUUGUUAAAUAUUAUGAAAAUGAGGACUCAGUUACUGAACAGGAAUUUAAUGGACAUUCAAGAAAUAUGCAUAUAUCAAAUAUAAAGAAAAAAAAAAAGAAAAAAAAUAAAUUUGAAAACUUUGGUGCAGUUAUUGAAGUUUUAACAAAUACAAAAAGUAGACAUGAUAUAGGAAAGAAAUAUCAAAAUAUAAUAAAAUUUUAUCAUUUGAAAUAUUCUAAUAUUAAUGUAUAUAUAUAUGCAUUGAAGAAUUUUAUUAGUUCGCUAGCUGCAUAUUCUUUGCUCUCUUUUAUUUUACAAGUAAAGGAUAGGCAUAAUGGAAAUUUAUUAUUUGACGAAAAUGGAAAUAUAAUACACAUUGACUUUGGAUAUAUAUUAAAUAUAUACCCAGGUAUAUCAAUUAAUUUUGAACUUGCCCCAUUUAAAUUAACAAGAGAAAUGAUUAUGCUUUUAACAAUAAAAAGUCAGAAAAAACAGUAUUUUAUUUUUUCCUACAUUCAAUUAGUAGUCAAAGGAUAUUUAUUAUUAAGAGAAAAGAGCGACUGGUUAAUUUCAUCCAUUUUGAGUUUGUCACAUUCAGAUAUAAACUGCUUUAAAUAUAACACAGUUGAAAAGUUGAGGAAACGUCUAAAAUUAAAUAAAAAUGACAACGAUGCGAGUAUAUUUAUGAUAAAUAAAAUUCAUCAAGCAUACAAUAACAUAACAACAAUUUUAUAUGACUACAUUCAGAAUAUUCAACAAGGCAUUCAAUGA
Messenger RNA from Plasmodium adleri (nom. inval.), 13857 nucleotides. Its product is annotated as phosphatidylinositol 4-kinase,putative. Gene Ontology annotation, biological process: phosphatidylinositol-mediated signaling; phosphatidylinositol phosphate biosynthetic process. The transcript is spliced from 8 exons. Gene Ontology annotation, molecular function: 1-phosphatidylinositol 4-kinase activity. Bases 1 to 13857 code for a protein of 4618 amino acids. Gene Ontology annotation, cellular component: cytoplasm; membrane. Lineage: Eukaryota; Apicomplexa; Aconoidasida; Haemosporida; Plasmodiidae. The record is from RefSeq and is a predicted model, not a curated record.